UAGUGAUCUGUGUGUUGACGCCGCGCUUCCCUUCGCUCCUUCGCCAUUACACAAUAAAUUUGUAAACAAAUAGAUAAAAUAGAGAUUUUGUGUGUUUUUCGUCUUUCCUUGCUUCGUUGUUAACUCGAAUAUUGGCCUCGCGUUACGGCGGUCGUUUCAGUGUUACGCGAUUUGUAAUAAACUUCUCGAUUUUCGUGAAAAAGGGAAGUGGUUUUGUUUACGGAUCUUAUUUUCCAAGUGAUAUCGUUUUCUAACCUAACUCUUAAUGCUUACCAUAUCUCGGUAAAAUUCAAAUUGUAACUUAACUAGCUUAAUAAUUCUAGUAGUUUCGGUUGUUCUUCUCGUAGAUUUAGAUUCUGAUAUUUUUAUGUGUGUAGUGAAUUUUGCUGAAAUAGUUCGGUGAUCGGUAAAUUGUUUUUUGAGUGAGUUGUGUCUAGUGGUCAAGCGAGGAUUAUACUUUGGCUGACUUCCACUUCUUGGGGAUAUUCGUGUAAGACGAGGGAGAGCGGUCUCGCGCGUUUCAGAGGAAGUCGGUCGAAAAAUGGACGCGAAUUUAGUUGAAGUGUGACGACUUUGAAUCGCGCCCUGUGUUAGCCCGUGAUGGCUGCCGCUCCAGUCUUCGGGGCCUCUCUAUGUCUGACCGUCUUACUCUCCCUCACGCUCGCAGCCUGGCAGGAAAACGCCCGACCCAAAAUCUCCGUCCAACUAGGCGGUGACUCGCAAGAUGUGCACCGGUUUGCGGGCAACGAGACACAUCCAGAUUUCUUUAGGCUCAUAGUCCGAGAUGGAAACUCAAUAUUAGUCGGUGGAAGGAAUCUAGUACACAAUUUAAGUUUAGCUGAUCUUUCAGAGAACCAGAGGCUGGUCUGGUACUCACCCGAUGACGCCAUCAAAAUUUGCGUCGUCAAAGGGAAAGACGAGGAAAACUGUCAAAAUUAUAUUAGAAUCAUAUCAAGGACCGGAAACGGGCACCUCCUAGUAUGCGGAACGAAUUCGUUCAAACCUCUCUGUCGGGAGUAUACCGUUCAGACGGGUUCCUAUACUUUAGAGAAAGAAAAACCGGGGCAAGCAAUGUGCCCUUACGAUCCAAAACACAACAGCACAGCUGUAUAUGUCGACAACGACUUAUACACGGGGACUGUCGCUGACUUUUCUGGGAUGGAUCACAUCAUCUACAGGGAGCCCCUUCAAACGGAGCAAUACGACUCGAUGAGCUUAAAUGCUCCCAAUUUUGUGAACUCCAUGUCGCAUGGAGAUUUCGUCUACUUCUUCUUCAGGGAAACUGCCGUAGAAUACAUCAAUUGUGGCAAGGCUGUGUACUCGAGAGUAGCGAGGGUCUGCAAAUAUGACCGCGGUGGCCCACACAGAUUCCGGAACAGGUGGACAUCGUUCCUGAAGUCACGGCUAAACUGCUCUGUUCACGGUGACUUCCCGUUCUACUUCAACGAAAUCCAAUCGACGAGUGACCUCAUCGAAGGGACUUACGGAGGAUCGAAAACGCAACUCAUCUACGGAGUCUUCACGACGCCAGCCAACAGCAUUAGCGGGUCAGCGGUUUGCGCCUUCUCCCUCCAAGACAUCACGGACACUUUCGAGGGCAGCUUCAAAGAACAGUCAGAGCUCAACUCCAAUUGGCUCCCCGUCCAGAGUGGCAAGGUCCCAGAUCCAAGGCCUGGUCAGUGUGUAAACGACUCAAGAACUCUUCCUGACUUAACUUUAAAUUUUAUCAAAACCCAUUCUUUGAUGGACGAAUCGGUGCCAGCAUACUUCGGACAACCUCUUGUGAUUCGCACUAGUUUCCACUACCGCUUCACAAUGAUUGCAGUUGACCCACAGAUCAAAGUGCCAGGCGGAAAAGCUUAUGAUGUAUUAUUUAUUGGCACAGACAAUGGGAAAGUACUGAAAGCUGUAAAUGCAGACUCAGCAGACUCCUCAGAAAAAGUCAGUCCAGUGGUCAUUGAGGAAUUACAAGUUUUUCCGCCCAAUGUACCCAUCCGCAAUUUACGAGUAGCACACAUGGAUAACUCUCAAGACGGUCGCUUGAUAGUUGUCUCAGACUCAGAAGUUUUGUCCCUUGCUCUUCACAGAUGCAAUAAUGAGAAAAUAAUCUCGUGCAGUGAAUGUGUGGCUCUACAAGAUCCAUAUUGUGCAUGGGAUAAACAAACCAGCAAAUGUCGGUCCAUUACUGCACCAAGAUGGAACGAUGAGAAAGUUUUUGCUCAGAGUAUUGCAACAGGUGUCCACCCUCAUUGUGCUGCUGCAAGCAAAAUCAACAAAGAUGCUGGCAAUGUCGGUGGUUUGUCCUCUAACUAUCCUCGUUUUGGCUCUGACAGUGGGUCAAAGAAAGAAAUUCCAGACGGAGAGGUCAUUAAUAUAACAGGUGACUCGGAAAGCUCCUCUUCUGGUGACGAACCCUCAGUGGUGGAUGCUCGCCCUCCUCACUACACUGUGGAGACCCUUACCUUAGCAAUUUUAACUGCUUCUCUGGCAGCCUUAGUCGUAGGUUUCACAUCAGGUUACCUGUGCGGUCGCAAGUGCCGAAAGGAUGAUGAUGACAAUUUACCAUACCCGGAUACUGAAUACGAGUACUUUGAACAGAGACAAAAUGUUAAUGCACGGUUAGCAGAGCCAAAGCUACUACCUCAAGAAGAGGUAACAUACGCUGAGCCAGUACUAGUAACGCCAAACAAGCCCUUGGGAUCUCCCAAACAAACAUUGCGAAAGCAACAAGAAAACAAUCUAUUCGCACAGCUUCAAAAUUCAGAUUAUUAUCCCCCUGCGCAUCCGCCGAGGCACCGAGACCAUUUUGCCACUCUUCGAUCGCAAAGAGAUCACUCGAAGAACGAUAAUAUGGGCUACCGAGAUGGAUUCGGAACGACGAGGAGUGUGAAGAAAGUCUAUCUCUGAGAAUCAGGUGGGGAGGGGGGCAGGAGAGCUAGGGGUGGCAGUCAUCACCCGCUGGCCACAUCCUCUCCUCCCUCUAGCUCUUCCCCCUCCCCACCGAGCUCAUCGCCCUCACCACCGCCCCCGGCGAGCUAUAUCUACCGCACCUGAGGGUGGUUGCUUAACCCGUCUGUAACACACAAAUUUUGGCUUCCAUGUCGAGUGGUACUCCUCUCUAAAAUCUCUGCGUGUGUUUCAAGAGAACAGUGGUUGAGUCUGAAAAUUUUAUUUUGUUUAGUCGUCAAUUUUUUGUGAAUACUGUUCCGUUGAAGUACGGUUAGCGCAGUAUCCUAUGAAUUAGCUGCGUUGAUUCAACCUUUAGAUGUAAGAGCCGCAAUGAUCUCUCCAGGGUUGGUCAAAUCCAUUUCCAGAUGAACUUUGAUAUAUCAAUUCGUCCUGUUUGACUCAAGCUCGACUAUUUUGUGGGAUUGGUAUUUUCAGUAAUACGGAAAACUAACUCCACCAAAAUUGUCUUAGUGCCGGACACUCAAAAAAGUGGUUUCAGCCCAUGUUAUUUUGUUUGAUAAGGCCUCAGGUGUAUAUUGAAAAUGGAAUUUUUGAAGCCAAAUCAGAACUUUUGAUUUUCUCUUUUCGUCCAUUCUCGAAAAGUUGAACUAUAUUGUGUAGUUACACAAGUAUCACAAAAGUUCUCUGCGUCAGGUUAUCUUGGAAAGAUAUCACGAAAAGAGGGGGGAAAUUUCAAAUAUUUUUUCUUAAUUUUCACAAGUGCCAAAUUUUGUCUAUUUUAUUUGAUAUUUUUAUCCAUGGAUUCACCAUUGUAAUUAUUAUUUUUCUUUUUUUCUCCUAGGAAGUUUGACAUUCCUUGUGUUCUACUCGUAGCAUUCAUAGAUUAUACAUUGUAUAUUAUGCAUAUAAUAUCCUGUAUCUGUAGUUUAACCAAGUAAGCAGUUCAAAAAUCUCAUAUUUUGAUUUGUUGAUGGUGCACCUCUUGCGUGUUUAUCAUCCAAGUGUCAAACUUUUUAAUUUCCUUUUUAUUUCAAAAUUACGCAUUACCAGUUUUGAGGGAAAUGUUGAAUUAGUAAUUUUAGUGAAAAAUGUAAAAUUAUGUUGUACAUACUCAAUUCAGAGACAAGAAAAAAAAGUUUUUCGACUGAUGAACAAGAUGUAGCAAGUUCAGUUUUCUUUGACGUUGUUUCGGUUAUGUGUUUGAAUGUUUUCAAGACUGUUAUCCUAGUCAUUUCGUUCAAGCAGAAAUUGUUAUGCCUAGUUUAUGAAUGCUCAGACAGAGGUAGGUAUUGUUAUGUUGGCGAUCAAUCAAUUUGUUGAUGGAUCCCUUUUCACAUUGAAUCGAACUAAAGUACCUCAUCACCUUUUUAUGGAAAGUUUGAGUCGUUUAAGUCUACCUUAUACCAUAGAAGGCUCAUUUUUGUGGUUGUAUUUGUGAAAGUUUGCCAGUAUCAACAAAUUCUGCUUUUAUCAAUGCAGCACUCAAAAUUUUAUAUUCCGCUCAAAAGUCUUUUCUAUCACCUAGAUUCUGUGCCAAACGAGGGUAAGACUACCAAAACUUUUUUCUCUCAGAAGCAAAGUAUUAUCCAAAGUUCCGGUCUCUCUUAAAAGUUUCUCUGGCAUGUUCUCUUGCUUAAUUUCUUAACUUCCGUUAUCAUAACUUAUUGCUCUCAUCCUUCUUUUGUCAAGAAGACUUUCAUUGUCUCAUAUUUGAUUUUUACACUGUUCCUGAAGCUUGGUUCCCUGGAUAAAAAUCAGCCCAUUAAAACGGGUCAUCGAUGCUACUAUUGGGUGUUUCCAAUUAACAUUGAGAGGCAUCUUUGAGUUUUGUUUACCUUCAAUCACCAGUAGAAUAUCAAAAGUUAAUUAUUCGAUACUCUGUUUCACGAUUUAUGUUGAUCAGAAAGUAGCAGCGCCUCUUUAGUAGUAGCAGGAGCAAUACUCAAUAGUCGCAUUGAUGAUCCUUCUUGAUGAGCUUAUUUUAAUCAUAGAGACCAAGUUUUAGAUAGAUUUACUAACUUUUUUUAAUAAUUUCGCACCUCAAAAAAUAUGCUAGGAAUGUCUCUAAGGAUCCUUUUAAUCUUAAUGUUUGUACACUUAAUUUGUGAACGUAAAAUAUUUAUUUCAUUUUGGGAGUAUUUAUCCCUCAGAAGUCUUGGUAACCAGUGGGCAAGGAUCUAAGUAAAUCAAAUUAUUGAAAAAAUAAGUGACGUCUUUCCAGAAUGUAAGCUGCAAAAAGACAGGUAUCUCUAUGUUCCUAAUAUUUACUUUUGUUUAGAAUCAGUAUAAUCUCAACUGAAAGACUUCAAUUCAUGUAGGCAAUUAAUUCAUUUUCAUUGGGUUUUUAUCCGUUAGAUCGGAUUUUCUGCAAAAAUAACUCUCUGGCACAGUUCGAACAGGCAAGUAAUUGAUUGAUGAUUGAUGAUUAAUUAAUUUUUGAUGUUUAUGUAUCAGAAGGAAAAGCAAUAUUAGGUGGUCUAGAAUCAUUAAAUCGACAAUUUUCCUUCUUAUUUGCGAUUUCGCUGCUUUUGUAUGUUUUGCGGCAUUUUUCAAUGUGAUGCUUUAAGUCUUACCAUUUUAAAAUCUCAAUGAUUGACAAGUUAUAUAUAUUCGUUUUGAUAUCUUUAUACCUAUAUGAUGAACUUGAUGGAGUGUAAAAUAUUUGGAUAUCAGUUUUCAAUGUUAAAAAUCAAAAUUUCUUUGAAGUAAUCGAGUCUAUGUUUGUACCUCUGAUUCCUCCAUAUUUUUACAAAAAAUAUUUAAGUCAAUUAAUUUCUUUGAGGGAAGAACCACUGUUUGAUUUAUCUUAUUUAAAUUCUAUUUUUUGUCUGCCAGAAAUGUCUGCUUUUCUCUUUCUCAAGUCCAACUGUUGUUGUUUAGAGAAACCUAAUUCCAGCAGGUAAAAACUCUGCAUGGAAAAUUGUCUUCAGCAAAAUCAAAACAAUUUCAUAAUUUUUAUCUCACUUUAUUUUUUUAUUCUAAUCUGGUAUUUUAUGAAAUUGCUUUGUUUCAUUAUUUUUUCUCUCUCAGAUCAACUUUUUCUUUAUUUCAUUUCCAUAUUUCAGAAUCAAAAUACAUUGCAGCCCCUCUCAGUAAUUAUCUCUACUCUCAACACCCAUUAUUUUUUAUCUUAACAACAAUAUACUUAUAGCUUAACUUUUUUUUCAUGGAAAAUAAACAUCUGUUUGUUUUGUUCCAAAUGAAGAUGUAAAGAAUGUAUUCGUCCACAAAUCAAAUUUCUGCAGGGGUAUGAGAUUACCUCUGAAAAUCUGUUUUGCAUUUUUAAGCCUGAGAUUGGUUAUUUGAUGGAUGGUAAAUUUUGAGUUCUUCCUCCUAAGUUACUACUUCACUCUUGAAUUCAUUAGCAAUAAUAGCUCAUAUUUUAUAUAAAUGCUUGGUUCCAUUAAAAUGCAUAAUUUUUCCCCCAUUCUUUUAGGCUCCAACUUUAUUUAUUAGUCACAAAAUAUCAGGUAAAUUUAACUUAAACUAUAGGUUUCUAGGGUUGUUUAAACUAGAGUAAUUUUCUACUUUAACUACUAAUUGUAAAUUAUGUAAGCUCUAAUUGUUUCAUUUAAUUUUCAUUUUCCUUUUCAAAGUUUCUAUGCUUAAAUUACUUGGCCAUCCUAUUGCCUUUCUUACACAUAGUACUUCCUGAAUAUCGUUUGUAUUCAGAAAUGAAAUUCCCCUACAUCCAUAAUACUUAUGUAUAAAGUGAUCUCCUUAAACAGUAAUCGUAAUAUUUUUUAUUUCCAUAACUGGUUCUGGACUGGGCCAGAACACUGAUUGUAAGAUUCUAAUUACCCUCGAUUUCUGUCUUUCAUUUUCUUCAUUUGUUAAAGUAAGUUAUUGCUGUCACUUUAUUCAAGACUCAGACGGCAAAUCAAUGCUCGUUUCUGAAAAUAAACUAUAAUUGAGCUGUAAUCAAUUAAAAUUUAAUAACGAUUUCAAUUCCUUUUUUUUAAUGUAAAGAAAGAAAAUAUUCAAUGGAAGGAAAUAUUUUGAUUUUAACUUUGUGCGGAAAGUACCAUAUGUUUUGAUCAGUUAUAUCAUCAGACUAACCAAUCUACAUGCAUUCCUAUCUGAAGCAUCUAAGCUUUAGCUCUAUGAAAGAACAACCAGCAGACGUACAUCCAGGCUAGGGUAACCUAGUAUCAAAAUUGGGUACUCAUACGUCUUUUUAACUCAGAUUGUGGAACCAACGGACUUCUGGGAUUGCCGCAGAAGGAGUUGGCUCAGUUCACUUUGACCUACAUAAAACUUGUUCAUAGAGUGUAUUUAAAGUAUUAUUGAGGUAAUUUCUCAAAAACCUACAAUCUACCUUGGAGAAAAUUUGUGAAAUGGAAUUUUAGUGUAAUGAAAUGUCAACAAAAGCGAUUCAUCUCAGAAGAGUGAAUAUUGCGGUGACGCUCAUUAGAAUACAUUUAAUUUUGAAUUAGUCAUUUGCCGCCGUGUGAGUAUCCAUUUUAGUUACAGGUUACCAUUAUCUAACUUUUUUUUUGUGACCCAUCAUGAUCGCACAAUAUUUUCUCCAAUUUUUUCAUGGUGUUAAGAUCAGCCGAUUUUUUCCGGUAAUUAUUUUACUAAUAUUCAUCUAUCAGAGAUACGCAAGUGAUCAUUGUUGUUGCUUUUUCUCUUUGUAAAAUUGUGUAUAGUACAUUAAUUCGGAUAUUCUCAUAACUACUACCCAAAUAUGUAAUGUAUAUUAAAUUGAGACUGACAUAAUAAAGUUACAUAGGUAUUAUUUUCAUUUAUUUUUAUGUAUUAUAGCUAUUUCGUUUCUGUAUCUAUGGCAGAAUGUCCUCGAUCCCCAUUUUGAUUGGGAAGCAGGAAAUUGCCCUUGCAUAAUAUGUUGCAUAAUAUGUAAAAAUUGUUCCAUAUAUACGUAACUAGGCACGUGAUUAUUUUUGCUUGUUUGGUUUUUUUUUUUUUCUUUCUUUUCUUUUUUUAUUAUCUGUUACUGGCAGUUUUAUUCCUCUUACGUUUUCAAUGUUUCCCUUUUUUGUUAUUAGUUUUGCCCUUAAACUUUUUUACCAUUUCACCCCCUUCACUAUCCUGAUUGAUUUUCUUAUCAUGUUGUGGAAUGAUGGUGGGGAAUAUUUCAGUAGUUACUAUCUUUCUAACUCUCAUAAGGGAAUGAUGUUGAAGUUUAGGCUUGUGGGUAUUUUUAAAGAUUACGGAGGAUUAUGGGUCGAACAAAAAUCCCAAAGAAAUUAAAUCAUUUUUUUCUUUUCUUUUUAUUUAAUUUUCUUGUGCACUUUAUUCUUCUCUCACUGUGUUAACAGCACAAAAAAAACAAACAAUGAUGAAAUAAAAAAUGUACUAUAAUUUAGUCGCAGUUUCUAAAAGCAAUCUCAUUUAUUCCAACUUAUUUUAAAUCUCAUUCUUUUAAAUAUUUUGGUAAAGUUAAACUUAAAAUUAAAUGCUGGACUUGACAAAUCUUAUCUGAAUUUAUUAUUAAACCAAAGAUUUUCUAAUUCUUCUCUUGGCCGUUUCUUGACUCUUCUUUUCUUGCUUUGUUUCUUAUAUCUAGUCCCUCAAAUUUUGUUAUGAGUCAUAGAGCUUGUCUUGUUUUCGGAAGAAUAUGAUUUUCACUCGACUUUGAAGUCUUUAAACGUCUGUUUAUCAUUACUUGACUCCAAAUCAGUGGUCUAGUUUGAUUUGUAUGGUUUUUUUUCUUUUCUUUUUUAUUAUUUACUUUUUUCCUCAUUUCUAGCUUUAGAUUUUUCCAAAAUGAAUCAUUCGUUCUAGCUUGGAUAAAUUCAGUUUUCUUAGUUUUUCAGUAUCUGGAAAAAUGCAUAAGUAUGCUCCUCCUCCUUUCUCUUUAGUUUCAGUUUAAAAAAGUUGUGUAUGAUACCCAUGAGGUUCAUUUUGGGUGGACAACGAUAAAUUUUCAUCUGUUAUUCAGCUCUAAAAAAGUAAGUUUCCCCCUCACUUUUCUUUCCAGGGAGACUAGUAUUUGCAAGAGUUUUGUUUCACUUCUUUUUUCUUUUUUCUUUCAUCAUCAACCCUCACAGUGGUUAGAACAGAAUUACAAAUAAAAAGCUGUGUCUUAAGCUGCUAUAAUGGCAGUACUCUUUGAUUAUUUUUCUUCUCCUUUUUUCUUCUCUUGAUAACAAAUUUAUCUUGCGUCUUCAGCUUUAUUUUUUGUGUAGCCUUCACUUUUAUUCAUAAAUUUCUACAAUAAGUGUAAUUUUUUCCCAUGUGAGUGAGGUUCAUUUUUGAAAGCAGGACACUGAGAGAUAGAUAGAUAGCAAUUCUUUCUUCAUUUUACCAAUGCUUUGUGCUUCUUGACAAUUUUUUUUUUUUUUUUUUUUUUUUUUUUUUUUUUUUUUUUUUUUUUUAUCGAACGUAUGUUAGUUUUUACUUUUGCUUGUCAUGUUCUUUUGUUCCCUGAGCUUUCUUGAAGUUAUUGAUUUGAUCAAAUUUGAAGUUCUCAAGUAGAAGUGAUGAUCUUGAAUGGAACAUCCAUUGUUUUUACGUUACAAAACUUCAUUUGUUCGUUGAAAAUGAAAUGGAAGUGAAUGGCUCAUCCCAUUGCAUCCUGACCUAAACUGCUAUUUUCGAAUAAGUGUCUCUAUUUUCCUUAUGUAUGUGCGAUAGGAGAUUCUCACACUUUUUUCUCAUUUCAAAGAUUAGAUUGUUCAUUUACAUUUCUACUUUUUCUUCUGUCUUAUGAUUUCCAGCUUCAAUAAUCAAUUUUGAUGAACUUAUACAGAUAUGAAUGGUCUUGAGCAAAGUCUGUGCAAGUCUAAUCAAGAGAUUUAAACAUUGAACAAAUAGUCCUCAAACUUCACUAUUAUCCAUGAAUGAAGAAAUGUGGGAAAGAGAUGAUUUUAUCGGAAAUCAGUUUAGCAACUUGUAAUAAAUGAUAGUUGGCCUUAUCUGUAAAUAAAGGCAUUUUUAAUUUUUAAGAUUGUUCAAUGCGAUAAUAACAAUGGCGUUUUUACGGUAAAGGAACAUUUUUCCUCACCUUGUUUGAAAUGUACAUAUUUGUAAAAUUGCUGCUUUUUUUAGAGUUGUUCUUAUUUUUACCCAUUACCUACUUAAUUUUUUCAACCAAGCCUGGUCUUACACCUCGUUACAUUAUUCUUCCAUCGACUCGUAAGUAAAAACAAGUUUUUAUCGCACAUUUAUUUUUAGGAUUGUGAUUUGUAUAGUAUUUCUAGGUUUUUAAUGAAAUUUGUUUUGAAUUAGCUGUUAUAAAUAAUAUAGGCUUUGAAAUUCAUUUAACUCUUUGCAUAUGUCUAAAAACAAAAACUCUACCCUCCGGGCUUUUUCUUUUUAAUCCAACAUAAAUCUUGCACUGAUGUCAGCUUUCAUAGUGUUUCCAUAAAUUAAUUCAAAAGUUAUCCAAAAAUGACAUGUCUCAAAACAAUGUGAGACACAAAAAGUUGCAUUUUACUUCAUCAAUGUUUGAAUCAUAGACUUGGCUACUGCUGUUUGAAACUUAUAAACUUUUAGACUUGUCACAAUAUGAAGCCUUGUAUCGUUACCAAAUGAAUCAAAAACUUUAACCAUUAGCCGUGUUUCACUUAUCGGAAAUUCAUUGGUAAGUUUUGUUCAUAACAAAGCAAGAAAUCAGACAAAGAAUCAAAAUAAUUUGCAGCUUCAAAUCAAAGCCAUGGGUAUAUUUGAGUUCUCCCAUAUUACCAUAUAAAAUUACAGAGUAUGCCCACCAAUGCUCCCAGCGCAUUUAAGUAAGUUAUGUUUGUCCUGCCCGCUCAAUAAUUGCAUUUCAUUCGAGUCACACUACGCAUUCCGCUGUUUGAAAAUAUUCCUCAUAAUUUUCAAUUUCCUUUGAAUAAAAGAAGUGGGUGUUUCCCUUCAAACACUCCUGUGAAGAAACGGGUGUCGGCUCUUGUAAGUAAUAUCUAGUCUUGACCCACCAAAAUAUUUUUGUUGACAACAUGGUGCUCAGAGCCAUUCUUAAUGCUUUCCUGUUAAAUAAGUCGAAAAAGCAAGGGUUAUAAUAAUUUUUGAAAGACUCAUUGUAAAGUAACGAUGAGAUUAAAUUGUGUAAUAUUUCUUACCCUUAGUUUCCUCGCGAAAAGUUUCUUUGAAGAAGAAAGUGAACGAUUUUUCACAAUAAAAAUGUACACAAUUUUCUGUUUUUUGAGUAAUUUUUUUAAAUUUUUCAGGUAAAAUAGGUGUACAGCUUACGUCAACAUUAGCCAAUAUUUUUUUUCUCUCUUUCUUUUUUUUAUAUAAGCGGAUACUCUCAGCAAGUAUCCAUCAUAGCAUUGUCUUUUUUCAUAAUUUGUAUCAUUACCUUGUUUCAGGAAUUCUAUUAUUUUUACUCUAUGAAAUUAAUACUUACUUUCUAGUUUUUUACUAAGCCAUUACCUUAGAUUUUUUCCUUUGAUUUUUUUUCGAUCUGAAGCAGAAAUUAUUACCAACUAUGGAUUUUGUAAUGCAUCAAAACAAUUUUACGAGCGAAAUGUUAUUAUUUACAAAAAUAUUAUGUAGUGUGCCUGUAGUUAUGUUGCUAUUUUUAUUAUAAAUUUGUAGAUCUUUAGCCUGUAUUUUAUUAUAAAUAUAGACUUAUAUCAAUUAUAAA
Molecule: messenger RNA, 11467 nt
Organism: Bemisia tabaci
Lineage: Eukaryota; Metazoa; Arthropoda; Insecta; Hemiptera; Aleyrodidae
Gene: Sema1a
Product: semaphorin 1a
Biological process (GO): axon guidance; positive regulation of cell migration; negative chemotaxis
Cellular component (GO): plasma membrane
Molecular function (GO): semaphorin receptor binding; chemorepellent activity
Source: RefSeq, a predicted model, not a curated record